Arabidopsis arenosa is the source of this 542-nucleotide messenger RNA. The record is from the annotation of a GenBank genome assembly. Lineage: Eukaryota; Viridiplantae; Streptophyta; Magnoliopsida; Brassicales; Brassicaceae.
CAUUUGUUCUUCUGCAAUAUCACUUCUAUUUCUCCCUCCUUUCACAAGGAAGGGCGUAGAAGAACCCACCAUAAUAGUUCUAUAACCAGAAAAAAAAAAGACAUUUAAAUUUCAUCAUCAAACAAAACAGAGAAAACCAAAUGGGUAUUAAGAUCUUGUUGAUUCUUGGCCUCUUGGCCCUGGCCGUAGUCGCCGAGUCAGCCAAUGCCACAUGGACCCUGACCAAAUCUUGUGUCAAUGGCCAAGGUUGCAUUGGAGAGGAUGGUGAGCUUGACUACUUGAUGGAUUCGGAGACCAACCGGCGCCAACUAGCCGCGAGGCGCAGCUACAUCAGUUACGGUGCUCUCAGGAAGAACAAUGUGCCUUGCAGCCGACGUGGCCGGUCUUACUAUGAUUGCAAGAAGAGGAAAAGGGCUAACCCUUACAGGCGUGGCUGCAGCGUAAUCACGCAUUGCUACAGGCAAACUUCUUAAUUUCGAGAAGCAUUUAUACAAACAAUAUGAUUGAAGAAGCGAGAGGGCAAAUAAUGCAAAAAAGUUGAA